This is a messenger RNA of Myxozyma melibiosi, 1122 nucleotides long. RefSeq names its product Aldo/keto reductase. The transcript is spliced from 4 exons. The record is from RefSeq and is a predicted model, not a curated record. The coding region runs from base 1 to 1026 and encodes 341 amino acids. NCBI's taxonomy places the organism in Eukaryota, Fungi, Ascomycota, Lipomycetes, Lipomycetales, Lipomycetaceae.
AUGCCUGUCGAAUACCGCAAGCUUGGAAAGUCUGGGUUGAGAGUAUCGGUUCCGAUUUUGGGAUGCAUGUCUUUUGGCUCUUCGGAGUGGGCGCCGUGGGUGCUCGAUAAGGAGGAGUCGCUUCCUAUUUUCAAGAAAGCCUAUGACUUGGGAAUUACCACGUGGGAUACCGCCAACAUGUACUCCAACGGAGAAUCCGAAGUUAUCGUCGCCGAAGCGAUCGAGAAAUACAAUAUCCCCCGUGAAGAGAUUGUCAUCAUGACCAAGUGCUACAACCCCGUCAACAAGACGAGCAAGGCCCGCGUUGAGGGUAACGUGUUCAACACCCGCCAGUACCUCAACCAAGUCGGUCUUUCGCGCGCCGCUAUCUUCAACCAGGUAAACGACUCGCUGAAGCGUCUCAAGACCGACUACAUCGACGUCCUGCAGAUCCAUCGCUACGACAAGUCCGUCGAGCCCGAGGAGAUCAUGGAGGCGCUCAAUGACCUUGUCCGGUCUGGGAAAGUGCGCUACAUCGGCGCUAGCAGCAUGUGGACUUAUGAGUUUGCACAACUGCAGCACGUGGCGGAGAAGAACGGAUGGGCGCAAUUCAUCUCCAUGCAGGAUUGCUAUAACCUUCUUUACCGCGAGGAAGAGCGCGAGAUGAUUCCGUACUGCAAACUCACCGGCGUCGGCUUGAUCCCGUGGUCUCCUCUUGCGCGCGGUCAUCUCGCUCGUUCGUUGAGCGAGACCUCGGUCCGCAAGGAUUUCAUCACAAAGCACCCGGGUAUCAACGAGCAAGCGAACGAGCCUGCUGUGGUCGAGAUCAUCAACCGUGUUGAGAAAAUCGCAAAGGAGAAGGGUUGGCUGAUGAGCGAUGUCGCGUUGGCGUGGAUCAAUGGAAAGGUCACGAGUCCUAUCGUUGGUGUGAACAGCGUCGAACGAUUGGAGCAGGUCGCUAACUUCAAUGGUAAAUCCUUGACUGAAGAGGAAGUGAAGUUCCUCGAGGCGCCUUACGUUCCCCGUAAGGUCAACGGUCAUGUUUGAGCCAGUAGCUGUAGCCUAUAUUUUGGUACUUGUUUGCCUUACAUUGGUUUUCACGUCAUUUCAGUCUUGGUGUAUAACCGUUACUCUGUUUAUGGU